AGCUCAUUGUCUUCGCCGAGAAAACGAGCAGGAAAGCUUCCACCUUAUUCCAGUUUGUUCCUCUCAGUCUCAGCCAAUAAACUACUGAAGAAGACGCUCUUAGCUCAGGUAAAUUUCUCUCCAUUUUCCUUCGACUAUGAAUCGUUACAAAAUUCUGAAGCUUUCUUCGUUGAAUUUCCAAGCAACCACUAAUUCCCAAUCCUUCGCACUUUUCUCUUCGAUUUCUCCCCAUAAAACACCACCAGAUUCUCAAUUUCCAUCUCCCAAUUCAACCACAAAAGCCAAUUCGACUCUAACCCAGAAUUCUCUCGAGAAAUUCGCCCGGUCCUCUCAGUGGCAUUUCAUCAAACAGGUUGAAUCCACUCUGACUCCGUCGCUUAUUUCCGAUACCCUUCAAAAUCUUCACGAUUCUCCACAAAUUGUUCUCGAAUUGUUAAACCAUUUACAACAUGGAUUACUUGAUUCUCGAACCCAUUGCCUUGCCAUUGUCAUUGUUGCUCGUCUUCCAUCUCCCAAACCCACUUUACAGCUUCUAAAACAAGCUGUUGGGUGUGGCACUAAUUCAGUUAAGGAGAUUUUUGAAUUGUUAGCGGCUUCUCGUGAUCAAUUGGGUGUUAAAAGCAGUAUUGUUUUUGAUUACUUGAUUAAGUCCUGUUGCGAAUUGAAUAGGGCAGAUGAAGCUUUUGAGUGUUUUUACAUGAUGAAGGAAAAGGGUGUUGCACCCAAGAUUGAGACCUGCAAUGAUUUGCUGAGUUUGUUUCUUAAGUUGAAUAGAACUGAAACAGCUUGGGUUUUGUAUGCUGAGAUGUUUAGAUUGAGGAUAAAAUCUAGCGUUUAUACAUUUAACAUAAUGAUCAAUGUUCUAUGCAAGGAGGGGAAGUUGAAGAAGGCUAAGGAUUUUAUUGAGCAUAUGGAAUGCUUAGGGGUUAAACCGAAUGUUGUUACGUAUAAUACAAUUGUUCAUGGAUAUUGUUCGAGAGGGAGAGUUGAAGGGGCUGAUGCUAUUUUGAGUACUAUGAAAAGGAAAAAUAUUCGACCUGAUUCUUACACAUAUGGAUCUCUAAUCAGCGGAAUGUGCAAGCAAGGACGACUUGAAGAAGCGUCGAAGAUUUUUGAAGAAAUGGUACAAAAUGGGUUACUUCCUAGUGCUGUAACUUAUAAUACUUUGAUUGAUGGAUUUUGCAAUAAGGGUAAUUUGGAUAUGGCCUUUGGUUAUAAGGAUGAAAUGAUGAAGAAGGGCAUAAUGCCGACUGUAUCAACGUAUAACUUGUUGAUUCAUGCAUUGUUUAUGGAGCAAAAAUAUGAUGAAGCUGAAGGUAUGAUCAAGGAAAUUCACGAGAAAGGUAUUGCUCCCGAUGCUAUUACGUAUAAUAUCUUGAUCAAUGGGUAUUGUAGAUGUGGAAAUGCAAAGAAAGCAUUUCGUCUGCACGACGAAAUGUUGGCGAGUGGCAUUCGGCCAACGAAAGUGACAUACACAUCACUAAUUCAUGUUUUGAGCAAAAAGAAUAGAAUAAAGGAGGCAGAUGAUUUGUUUAAAAAGAUCACAAGUAAAGGUAUGUUGCCCGAUGUCAUUAUGUUUAAUGCUUUGAUAGAUGGUCAUUGCUCAAACGGUAAUGUGGAGCGUGCGUUUGAGCUUCUGAAAGAUAUGGAUAGGAUGAAGGUUCGUCCCGAUGAAGUGACUUUCAAUACAAUAAUGCAAGGACGUUGUAGGGAAGGAAAAGUCGAAGAAGCCCGUGAACUUUUCGAUGAGAUGAAGAGAAGAGGAAUUAAGCCUGACCAUGUUAGCUUCAAUACACUGAUAAGUGGUUAUAGUCGACGAGGCGACGUAAAGGAUGCUUUCAGAGUACGGGAUGAGAUGCUCGAUAAAGGAUUCAAUCCUACUCUUCUAACUUAUAACGCCCUUAUACAAGGGUUAUUCAAAAACCAAGAAGGUCAUCAUGCUGAAGAGCUGCUCAAAGAAAUGGUAAGUAAAGGUAUUACUCCCGAUGAUAGCACUUAUUUCUCAUUGAUUGAAGGUAUUACUAAAGUUAAUAGUCCUGUUGAAACUUAGAACACAUAAGAGUAUUUAUUUGGCAGAGAUUUUCAUAGAUCACCUGCAUGUAAACCUUCAUGUUUAGAAUGUUGUUUUGAGUUAUAUAUUGCAAGAGUCUCUGACAUACUUAGCUGAGACAUAGAUAUCAGUUGAUUCUAAAA
Cucurbita pepo subsp. pepo (vegetable marrow) is the source of this 2193-nucleotide messenger RNA. RefSeq names its product Pentatricopeptide repeat (PPR) superfamily protein. Gene Ontology annotation, molecular function: protein binding. The record is from RefSeq and is a predicted model, not a curated record. NCBI's taxonomy places the organism in Eukaryota, Viridiplantae, Streptophyta, Magnoliopsida, Cucurbitales, Cucurbitaceae.